AUGAGGACGCUAGCCGCCCUAGCCCUUUUGGGGUGUUUUUUAGUAAUUUGUUCUGGUCGUGAGAUUGAAAGAAAAGAAACUGAUCUCGUUGCUGCCGCAAGUCAUCAUAAAGGCCAUCACCACGAGGAGGGAGGCGGUAAGGAGCAUCACGCCCAUCAUCAUCAUGAACACGGUGAGAAGGGUCAUAAGGGACACAAAGGACAUCAUCAUCAUCACAAAGGAGACCAUGGUGAUCACCAUAAACAUCAUCAUGAAGGACAUCAUCACGAGCAUGGAGGUGGCCAUAAGAAACAUUGGGAUGAGCAUGACCAUCAUGGCAAACAUCAUGAACAUGGGCAUCAUCACAAAGGAGGUAAACAUCAUCACAAAAAACAUCACGACAAAGGAGAAGAAACUGAAGGCUACCAUAAAAAAUACCAUAAAGACGAGUACCAUAAAGAUCAUCACUUCUACGAUGACCACCACAAAGAAGGCAAACAUCACAAACACGGACAUCACCAUGGACACCACGACAAACAUGGCGGACACCAUAAGAAGGGCGGUCAUCAUCACUCCGGUCACGAUGAGCAUCAUCAUGGCCAUAAAGGACAUCACGAUAAGCAUCAUUACGAUGAGGAUCAUAAGGGACAUAAAGGUCAUCACGGACAUGAAGAACAUCACCACGAUCACCACGAGCACGGAAAGAAGGGUGGCCAUGAAGAUCACAAGCACUGGGGAUUCCAUCAUGGCAAGCACUGA
Bombyx mori (domestic silkworm) is the source of this 738-nucleotide messenger RNA. RefSeq names its product histidine-rich glycoprotein-like. The transcript has a single exon. Lineage: Eukaryota; Metazoa; Arthropoda; Insecta; Lepidoptera; Bombycidae. The record is from RefSeq and is a predicted model, not a curated record. Bases 1 to 738 code for a protein of 245 amino acids.